This is a messenger RNA of Onychostoma macrolepis, 2742 nucleotides long. RefSeq names its product hydroxysteroid (17-beta) dehydrogenase 1 (gene hsd17b1). The record is from RefSeq and is a predicted model, not a curated record. Gene Ontology annotation, biological process: estrogen biosynthetic process. Gene Ontology annotation, cellular component: cytoplasm. Gene Ontology annotation, molecular function: estradiol 17-beta-dehydrogenase [NAD(P)+] activity. NCBI's taxonomy places the organism in Eukaryota, Metazoa, Chordata, Actinopteri, Cypriniformes, Cyprinidae. Bases 46 to 927 code for a protein of 293 amino acids. The transcript is spliced from 6 exons.
AGCGCUCGUCUCCUUUGUGUUGCGGACUGAUGCUUUAUUGCACAAAUGGAGCAGAAAGUUGUUCUCAUUACUGGAUGCUCUUCAGGGAUUGGACUCAGCCUGGCUGUGCAUCUCGCAUCAAAUCCGUCAAAAGCCUACAAAGUCUACGCUACCAUGCGGAACCUGGACAAGAAGCAGCGGCUGCUGGAGAGUGUGAGAGGACUGCAUAAAGACACAAUGGCCAUACUACAGAUGGAUGUGACAGACCAGCAGUCUAUACUUGACGCUAAGAGAAACGUUACAGAGGGCAGAAUUGACAUACUAGUUUGUAAUGCAGGUGUAGGUCUGAUGGGUCCUCUGGAAGCCCACUCACUGGACGAUAUACAUGCAAUCCUGGAUGUCAAUCUGCUGGGCACCCUCCGCACCAUACAGACCUUCCUACCAGACAUGAAGAAAAAGAGACACGGACGAAUCCUUGUGACCGGCAGCAUGGGAGGACUUCAGGGACUACCAUUCAAUGAGGUCUACUGUGCUAGCAAAUUUGCAGUAGAGGGUGCUUGUGAGAGCCUGGCUAUACUGCUCCAGCACUUCAAUAUCCAUGUGAGCCUGAUUGAAUGCGGACCAGUCAACACAGACUUCCUGAUGAACCUGAAGAGGACGGAGCCCAGCGACGAAGCACAGAAAGUUGACGCGCACACACGCAGCCUGUAUGAUCAGUACCUGCAGCACUGCCAGUCUGUGUUCCAGAACGCCGCUCAGGACACCGAAGACAUCAUACAGGUGUAUAUGGAGGCAAUCGAAGCCCAGACUCCAUUCCUCAGAUAUUACACUAACAGAGCCCUGCUACCCAUGAGCAGCCUCAAACUCACUUCCAUGGAUGGCUCUCAGUACAUUCGAGCCAUGAGCAAACUCAUCUUUUCUGCACCCAAUACAGGUCCACAUAUGUGAUAAGAUUCUUUUUUUGUAAGCCCUGAAAUACGGAAUUAAAAAGUGCUAACAAAUUAAGCUUUCGGCUGAAACUAGUACUGCAGUGUUUUGACUGCCACUUUAUGCAAGAAUCACUAACAUACUCUGAAUAACUAUGAUUUGUACAACACAGAACCAGUGAAAAUAAAGUCUUUGUGUAUCUAGUCUGUGUUCUGUAUUCCUCAGUGUUGAACUCUGUACAGAAUUUCAUCUCAAGGACUGUCUGCCCUUUUCGCACAAGACCACCAUCAGUGUUUCACAUUUUUGUUCAUUUGUUUACUAGAACCAGAGAACAGUAAGGUCAGAGCACACCAAACCUACGCAAGGUCAUUAUUUUGUGAGCGUUUCAUUCAAGGACACUGUGAACUGGAUCUCAUGCCAAUGUCACCGAUAUGAUGCCCAGUAUAUCACAGGUUCACAGAUGGCUUACACCUUCAUUUUGGUAUUUAUAGAUUUACAGCCUAUAUAUACACACACAACAAGAAAUAACUGCUUAACCUCAUCUAAGUUAGUGAUAAUUUGCAAAAGGUAACAAGAAGUUACCAUUCCUUUGCCCUGUUAUUUCACACUACAAUACAGUUGCCAGAAGACAGCAGAGAUUGUUCAUUGACAGGGUGCAAUAACAUACACACAUUGACGUAGUAAUUUGCGUAUUCUGACGGUGUCCGGUCUAAGUUGAGGACUCUGAUCAGGGACUAUUGAAGUGGAUUAUAGAUCUAACACGAGAGAUCGGUUUUGGUGAGACAGUCACAUAACCAACUUAAGCCACUUAAUGCAAGGAUCAGCCAUUGCAAUGCAUGUGGUUCUAGUUCUUUGGUUUGAAUUCAAUCAAAGGAUCUACAAAUUUGUUUAAAAUCAUGAUAUAUCUAGUUUCAGUAACCAUCAGAACACAAUAAACUGUCUUGGCCUUGUAAGAAAACAAGACUAUAUCUGACACCGUGAAACUAUAACUGGGCAAUUUUAGCAGCUGUGUUUGUUCUUUGCUCUUAAAAAUAAAGGUUCCAGAAGGGAAUUUUUGAAGCGAUGUCACAGUAAACCCAUUUUUGGUUCCCCAAAGAACCUUACAGUGAACAGUUCUAAAAAUAAUAUUUUUUUCUUAGUGUGAUGAAUAGGCUAUUUUAGUAAUCAAAAGAACAUUUUGUAGAAUAGUGAAGUUUCCGUGAUUGUCAAAGAUUCUUCAUGGAAUCAUCAUUGCCAAUAAAGAACCUUUAUUUAGAACUAGGGUUGUUCUGAUUCCGAUACUAGUAUCGGAAAUUCCACCGAUACCACAAAAAAUUCUGGCAUCGGUAUCGGCGAGUACUCGAACCCAUGUACCGAUCCGAUACCAUUUUCUUAAACAAGACCUAUACUUAUGCGCGCUAGCUUUGCUUAACGCUGCAAAUCGGAUAUCAAUUCUUCUUCGCUGCUCAGAAUGCAAACACAGGAAGUUGUGCUGUGUUGCCACAAGCAACCACUAUUUAGAGCAGCGAAGAAGAAGUACAAACGUGCUAGCACAUUGCCAGUAAAUCACUUGCAUAUGCGACUAAAUCUUCACCCUGGGCGACUAAAUGAUGUCUAAUAUUAACCACUGGCUAAUAAAUAAUCAGAUUUUACUGGCCAGUGUGUGAGUUGGAGGCUAUGUAUAGGGAGGGGCUUCUGCCAGGCGGCUCCAGUCUCGUUGCGAAAUGGCUGACAUGGAUUUUGUUGACUCUUCCACUUCUUUCUGCACACUUCCUCUGAAUAAACACAUCAACUCAAUAUGUAUAUAUAGCUCAAAUUGAGUAAAGAGCGUUUUUUACAAUUUACCAGAUUAUCCGA